AUGCAUACUAUGUACUACGCCAGACUGCCCGCUAUGAUAUGCCGCCUUUACUACAGAGCCAUCAGAUCUCGGCCAAGUCCGAGCGAACACGAAAACGCCUCCCCGCCCCAGUCUCGCUCGCCCUCGCCGUCUCCCCACGACACCCUCACCCUCCGCGCCCUUGUCAGCACCAAGGACGCCGGCGUCAUCAUCGGCAAGGCUGGAAAAAACGUCGCUGAUCUCCGCGAGCAGACCGGCGUCAAGGCCGGCGUCAGCAAGGUCAUCUCUGGCGUCCACGAACGUGUUCUCACAGUGACGGGCUCUGUUGAGGCUGUCGCAAAGGCCUACAACCUCAUCAUUGCCCAGCUCGUCUCCUCUGCCCCCUCCUCCCCAGUCACAGCCUCCCCGCCUUCCACGCACACCUCCAUCCGACUUCUCAUUUCGCACAAUCUCAUGGGCACCAUCAUCGGUCGCAAUGGUCUCAAAAUAAAGGCCAUCCAGGAUGGCUCUGGUGCGCGCAUGGUCGCCUCGAAAGAGAUGCUCCCGCAGUCCACCGAACGCAUCGUUGAGGUGCAAGGCUCCCCCGAGGCAAUCGGACGUGCCGUCGAGGAAAUUGGCAAAUGCCUUCUGGAGGACUGGGAGCGAGGACUGGGCACCGUGUUGUUCCACCCGGGGCCGAACGACGAGCGCUCAGCUAACCGCCGCGGUCACAACUAUUCGUCAUCAUAUGGCUCCCGCCGCGGCAAUGGUGACGCUAGUACGCGUGGCCGUUCCUCUCCUCCCGGAUCACCUUCCGCCGCCCACUCCCCCGUCUCAAGCCAGCCGCCCGCUAAUCUCCGAACCCAAAACAUCUCCAUUCCCUCUGACAUGGUCGGCUGCAUCAUCGGGCGCAGCGGUACCAAAAUCACAGAAAUCCGCCGCCUGUCCGGAUCCAAGAUCUCCAUUGCGAAGGCUCCUCAUGAUGAAACCGGCGAACGUAUGUUCACCAUCGUCGGCACUCCCGAGGCCAACGAAAAGGCCCUCUUUUUGUUGUACAAUCAAUUGGAGAGUGAGAAGGAAAGGAGGGUCGGGAGGGAGGCCCAGCAACAAGCCGAAAUGCAGGAGUAG
Molecule: messenger RNA, 1086 nt
Organism: Cyclocybe aegerita
Lineage: Eukaryota; Fungi; Basidiomycota; Agaricomycetes; Agaricales; Hemipholiotaceae
Source: the annotation of a GenBank genome assembly